Molecule: messenger RNA, 1155 nt
Organism: Caenorhabditis remanei
Lineage: Eukaryota; Metazoa; Nematoda; Chromadorea; Rhabditida; Rhabditidae
Exons: 6
Coding region: 1-1155 (384 amino acids)
Source: RefSeq, a predicted model, not a curated record
AUGCGCUUAGCUCUCGUGCUCGCGCUCGUUUCUUCCCUUCAAAUAUUCCAACAAUCUAGUGUUGACCCCGAUCAAUUCGAUACGAUCUGGAAGGUUUCUCUAGUUACAGCAGCUUUUCCAAUUGGAAAGUUUAUUGCAACAUGCUUCCUGUCAUUUCAUCAUGUGAAGUUACAUGAUGAACUGGAUAGAUGUGCAAGGCUUCUGCUCCUCGGAGCAAUCAUUUCAGCUCUUCCAUUUUUCCGAGCGAUUUUCUCAUUUUCCGGUCGUUUUAUAAUGGGAUAUUCGGCUGGAAGUGGAUUCGUUUGUGCACCAGCUGUGCUCCGUUUGGCGGUACCUGAAAGCAUGAGACCUGCCAAUUUCUUGUUUUUGGCCGCCGCCUUUUCGAUGGGAACGUUUUUGGCGAAUUCGAUGUUUUUGAUUUCUGAUAUCAUUCCAGCUUCAUGGUUUUCUGCUGGACUCACUGCGGCGGCAGGAAUAUUCUAUUUGCUCCUCCGUCCUGAUGAAUAUCCAGUUGAGGAGAUGACUGAAACAGUCUCCAUCGACGGAGACACUCCAGAACCCACAAAAAGUUCGCAUCCAGUUCUUUUUGUGUUCAUUUUGAUGGUUAUUAAUGUGUCAAUCGGUGUCCCAUUAAUGCAAACCUACAGUACUCUAAUCUUCAAGUAUUACGGAAUGGCUGCAACGUCUGCUACACUAUUUUCAGUGCUCUAUCCUAUCCUUCAGUUUAUUCCAGUCAUAAUUUCAACGAGAAUUAACGUGUCGAGAAAAACUCUGGUGCUCGGAGGCUACUUCCUUGCAAUCAAAAUCCAAUUCUUCCUCCUUCUCACCGCCGCCUAUCCGUAUCUUCCGGAGAAACACAAAAUGGUAGCGAUGGCUGUUCUUCUCAUAGCUCUCUCGAUCUCCUUCAUCAUCCCAUGCAAUACUGCUCUCUGCAUUUUAUUCGAGCAAUUCGAUGGAGCGAAUGUUAAAACUGCGAGCCAGUCGAGAUGUGUUAUGUGGUUUUUGGCUUCUGUAAGCACUCUAACCUUCUCAAAAACCUUGGAUUCCUAUGGUUUCACCAUCGCCUUCUUCCCAUACUUCCUGAUCUCUGUGGUAUCAUACGCCGUGAUGCUUCACAUUUUCCCUUCGAAAACACCAUUCUCGAUUCAGUUAUAA